CCGGUUUACCUGGACUGUGUCAUUCGAAAUCCGAGAAAACGAGAAGUCCUGAAGAGGUUGGCUAUGGGUUCAAACAGAUAAUUUUUUCGACUACGUGGAAGGAAGCGGCCGACGAAUCUAGCCCACGGUGAACGCAACUGCCCGGGAUUCGAACGCAGCCUGUAUUUGUUAAUCUCAGUCUGUUGUUAACUCCAUUUCCUCGCCAUACUCAAAAAAUGGAUUCUGGUGGUAAUUACGCCGGCUUCGUGUACGCUCUCUCUGCGGGGUUUCUGGCUGCCGCUGGUUCCCUAUCUGCAAAACUAAGCCUCGGUGCAGACCACCUAAGGGAAUUGUGUGAGUCAGGGCUUAGCGGCUGGGCGGACAGUGGCGAUGGACCCUCAGCGUGUGUCUCGCUCCACGUUCCCCUCCGUCUGCUAUGUGGAGUUCUGCUGCUCACCUGUAACACUGUAAUGUGGACCAUGUUCUCCAAGGCUCUCCGUUACUGCUCCUCUUCAGCGGGAGCCACUGUCACCACCACCGCCUCCAACUUUAUCUUCUCGGCGAUCCUUGGGAGGCUCAUCUUUUAUGAGACUCACAGCGGCCUCUGGUGGACGGGCAUCUCUAUGACUCUAUGUGGACUGCUGUUGCUCCAUGCUGCAACACCUCACACAAACUUGCAAGAAACCAAAAAACAGAAGUGAUAGAUCAGGGACAGACUUUUCCUCAAAUAAUUUUUUCAUUUUCUUUGUUGCUUAUGUUUUUCAUUUGUAAGUAUCUGUAAAUAUGGACAAUUUAAAAUGAAAUACAAGUCACACAAUAAAACAAUACACUACAAGUUGUGGGGUUUUAAGUAGUUUUACUUGUUUCUAUUAGAGAUUAGCAGAUCUCACCUUAGGCAUAGGAAACCGUAGUAAGAGGUUCAUCCAGUAAGCGAUAGGUUGCUGAUUCUGUCCGUCUCUGUUGUGUCCUUGGGCAAGACACCUCACCUGCCUUGGCUGCUUUUGGUGGUCAGGCGGGGCUGUCUUCCAUGGCAGCCUCACUUUUGCCAGUUUGCUCUAUGCUGCUGUUGCUGUGUAGUUUACCACCAUCAGCAUAUAAAUAAUUAAAUCUAGUGUGAAGCUGUAUUGGGUCCUUGAACUUGAUAAAGCGCUACAUACAUAAGGCCAUUCUAAUAAUUUUAUACAGAAGUAUCUUGUUGGGAUACAAGUUCUAAACACUAUAGUAAUUAAAAGGUAUAACAAUUUCCGAAGUUGAGAGCACCACGGGAACCAGCGGAGUUCCAAAGCUAACGGCAGCCAGGGAUAACCGCAGCCCAUCUGUAGCAGCCCUCAGAAAUUACAUUAUUAAAACCUAGUGUUCAAAGCAAUGAAAUUCAAUGUCUAAACCUAAAAUACAGUUUUGUUAAAUAACUUUUCAAACUAUAGAAUUUCAUUUCAAAAUAUGUAAAUUUAGAUUCUGUUUUACCAAUUGAAGUUCAGUUUCUAAAGGCACGUCGUUCUGUUUGUAAAUGGUAUAAAAUAUAGAUUUAAUUUUGGGAACUACAUCUUUUAGAAAAAAAAAAUUCUCUUUGAGUCAUCCAUUUUAAGGUCUAUUAAGUAUUAGACUUAUACCCAGUUUUCAUUUUGAGUUAGGUCUGGGUCUGUCCUACCACGGUGUGACUAGAUUUAAGACCUGAAACUGCAACUUUUAACAAUUACUUUGUGAAAGCUUGUUUUAACAUUGUUUUGUCUUUGUUAAUUUUUUGCAUCCAACUGUGUAUUUUCUUUCUUCUGCAGGGCAGAUCCUUCCAGUCCAGUGAAAACUCAAUGGAAGGUAUUUUGACUUCUCCAGCAGAACUCGUCACUUUGAUGCCAUGAACCUGAUUUGUCUGAGAUCUUCAACUUAGUCCAGACUCUGUGACUUAUUACUGCUGUUCUAUGAGGAGCAAGUGACUACUUUUCAUGUAUUAGUUCAACCAUUAUUAGUUGUAUGCUACAUUGUCAAGUUUUUUAUAGUGAUUUGUGAUCGUGCAGACAAUAUGAUCUGUAAUAUCUUUAUUCCUAGAUGUUAUUUAUAAUUGUCUUAAUAAUUUUCAAUGAUAAUCGGUGCCUUGAUUAAAUUUGUGCAUCUUUAAGUCUCCUAUGUAAAAUGUAAGUUUCACAUGUAUUGUACUGUAUUUUAUUUUAUCCGGUAAAAUACCGGCAGCUGUGGUUGCCGGGAAUUUACCGUAAAAUUUAACU
Messenger RNA from Cyprinodon variegatus (sheepshead minnow), 2198 nucleotides. RefSeq names its product transmembrane protein 42-like. The record is from RefSeq and is a predicted model, not a curated record. Bases 216 to 680 code for a protein of 154 amino acids. The transcript has 3 exons. NCBI's taxonomy places the organism in Eukaryota, Metazoa, Chordata, Actinopteri, Cyprinodontiformes, Cyprinodontidae.